Messenger RNA from Euleptes europaea (tarantolino), 1932 nucleotides. It is a transcript of the gene SH2D3A, whose product is annotated as SH2 domain containing 3A. Bases 1 to 1932 code for a protein of 643 amino acids. Gene Ontology annotation, biological process: positive regulation of peptidyl-serine phosphorylation; small GTPase-mediated signal transduction. The record is from RefSeq and is a predicted model, not a curated record. The transcript has 9 exons. Gene Ontology annotation, molecular function: guanyl-nucleotide exchange factor activity; phosphotyrosine residue binding. NCBI's taxonomy places the organism in Eukaryota, Metazoa, Chordata, Lepidosauria, Squamata, Sphaerodactylidae.
AUGGAACCGGCCAGCGAGAAACUACGGAAGGAGCUGGAGGAGGAGUUGAAACUCAGCACGGACCAGCUGCGCAGCCAUGCCUGGUACCACGGCUGUCUGCCACGGAAGGAGGCGGAGUCCCUGCUGCAGGAGGAUGGAGACUUCCUGAUCCGCGACUCGCGGUCCAGCACGGGAGACUACGUUCUCUCCUGCUUCUGGGGCGGCCAGGCCCUGCACUUCAAGAUAAUCCGGGUUGUCCUCCGUCCCCGGAAGGGGUAUUCCCGCACCCUCUUCCAGUUUGAGCAGGAGCAGUUCGACAACGUGCCAGCCUUGGUCCGCUUCUACGUGGGCAACCGGAAGGCCAUCUCGGACACCUCGACGGCUGUGGUGUCCCGGCCUGUCAACAGGAACGUGCCUCUCCAUUGGUUGGAGGAACGCUAUGGGGACACCGGCCAGCUCCCUGGACCGGUCAAGAAGGAUGGAGCGCCUGCCCGAUGGUCCAGUUUCCGCACAGCUACAGCCGGAGAGGAAAUGGUGGAGGUGAACGUGCUCCGGACAAAAGAUCGACGAGGAAGUGACCCCAGUAGCCUCGACCAGCUGGACAGGAGGCCCUCGCUGCAUUCCGCCCGUUCGGACAGCAAUUUGCUGACCGGCGGCCCAGAACCUUCUUCCGGGGUCCAGGACCGUAGCCCGCUCCCCCCCUUGUCUCCUGUCUUUCGCACAGGCAGUGACCCUGUCCUGCGGCCGAACGCCCCGUCGUCUUACGCACAGGGGGGCCAGGCGCUGAGCGGCUCUGAGGGGCGGCUCCAUUCCAAGGCCCCGCUCAAGCCCCCCCGGGCCCCUUCCGUGCUGGUGAGCGACUACUGCGAACUGGUCCCCAAGGCCCCCGAAGGCCCCCGGAGCCACGUGGAACGCCUGAGAGUGGAGGAGAGGUGGCGCGGUCGGGCUCACAUCACGGAGACCUCCUUUGGGUUCCUGGACUCGGAAGGAUCUUUUCCCUCGCCCUGCUCGGGGGACACGGAGGAGCUGGGAUUUGAACGGCCCCUGCUGGAGACGGUCUCCUCCUUCCAGCCUCAGCUCUUCCGCUCGCUGCUCUUGCCUCCAGACAAUAAGCCCUUGGAUCCGAACGCCCUCAAGAGCCUCAAGACCAUCUUUUCCCAGCACGACUGCCGAGCAACAGCCUUUCACAUUCUGCAGGUGGACUGCCAGGCUGUCAGAAUCACUGGUGUCUCCAAGGAGCAGCAGCAGGCCAUGGGGGUCAGCUCAGGCCUGGAGCUGAUAACGCUGCCUCAAGGGCAUCAGCUGCGGAAGGACUUGCUGGAAAGGCACCACCUAAUCGCCCUGGGCAUUGCGGUGGACAUCCUGGGCUGCACAGGGGCUGUGGCUGAGCGGGCAGCCACCUUGCACAAGAUCAUCCAGCUGGCGGAGGAACUCUGGCGGUCGGCAGGGGACCUCUUUGCUUUCUCUGCUGUGAUGAAGGCCUUGCAGCUGCCUCAGAUCGCACGGCUAGACCAAACAUGGCGCCAGCUGCGGCAGAACCACACUCAGAGCGCCAUCGCCUUUGAGAAGGAGCUCAAGCCCCUCAUGGGGCGGCUGAACCGGGCAGAAGGGAAUGCGGUCCCCUCCCUGAAGGAGGUGGCCGUCCCUCACAUCCUGCCCCUCCUCUGCCUGAUGGAAGGAGAAGAGCGGCGGGGGGAGAGCGAGGAGAGCUGCGAUGUCCUCUUGCGCAUCCUGGCGGCUGCCCGCUUCGUAGCUACCAACGCUGGAGUCUUUCAUGCCAACGCAGAGGCGAAGCUGCAAGGAUUCGAAGCCUCCCCCGAGCUCCUGGAAGCAUUUCGAACGGAGUUUGCCCUUCUGUUAUUCUGGGGUAGCAAAGGAGCCGAAGCAGACCGGACUGAACGGCACCGGAAAUUCGACAGGAUCCUGACCGUCCUUUCCCAGAAACUAGAGUGA